CCAGUAGGUGGUGCUCUUUGGUAGGCUGUUCCCUGCAGCCCUAAGAAGACUGAGUAUUUUUAGCCCUCUGCCAGCUUCACAUCUGAAGUGGGUGGAAAAAAUGGUGCUUCAACCCCUGUCCAGGAUGGGCUAAAGCAGUGGGAUGCAGUGAUCUAAAUUUGCUGGCCAAUAGCUGUAUCCGUACUGGACCAUGUCGCUCUCUAUUUUUGGGAAGGAGGACUUCCAUGGCCCUCCCAGUCUGCAGUAGCCCACCAGCCUGUUUCAAGAAUUAAUACUGAAAAGUGAACCUGAUGCGGCCACUUCAGAUUAUCCUGAGCAGACUAACUUCCCAGCCGUUCUGUGGCCUGAAGUCUCCAGCCUCUGCACAAACCAAGAUUUGCCUAAUAAUGGCUCGUCCAAGUUCAAAUAUGGCAGAUUUUCGGAAGGUCUUUGCAAAAGCAAAGCACAUUGUUGUCAUUACGGGGGCUGGCGUCAGUGCUGAAAGUGGGGUUCCAACUUUCAGAGGAGCCGGAGGAUACUGGAGGAAAUGGCAAGCUCAGGACCUGGCUACGCCACAGGCCUUUGCCCGAGACCCAUCCCGUGUGUGGGAGUUCUACCACUACCGGCGGGAGGUCAUGCAGAGCAAGGACCCCAACCCCGGGCACCUCGCCAUUGCCCAGUGCGAGGCCCGGCUGCGUGAGCAGGGCCGGAGGGUUGUGGUUGUCACCCAGAACAUCGACGAGCUGCACCGCAAGGCUGGCACCAAGAACCUUCUGGAAAUCCACGGUAGCUUAUUUAAAACUCGGUGCACCUCUUGUGGAAAUGUGGCUGAGAAUUACAGGAGUCCAAUUUGUCCAGCUUUAUCAGGAAAAGGUGCUCCAGAACCCGAAACCCAAGAUGCUAGAAUCCCAGUUGAAAAACUUCCCCGGUGUGAAGAGGCUGGGUGCGGGGCCCUGCUGCGGCCACACGUCGUGUGGUUUGGAGAAAACCUGGAUCCUGCCGUCCUGGAGGAGGUUGACAGAGAGCUCACCCUCUGUGACUUAUGUCUGGUGGUGGGAACCUCCUCUGUGGUUUAUCCUGCCGCCAUGUUUGCCCCCCAGGUAUCUGCCAGGGGGGUGCCAGUGGCCGAAUUCAACACGGAAUCCACCCCAGCCACGAACAUCUUCAGGUUUCAUUUCCAGGGACCCUGUGGUACAACUCUCCCGGAAGCCCUAGCAUGCCACGAAACUGAAACUGUUCCUUAACCGUCAUGGGAAAAGAAGAAAUUAUAGUACGUCUAAAUAAUGGGCCACAAACAGGGAAGAAGCAAUCUUGUGGAUGGUAAACCAAAUAUUGAAAGAUCUGAAAAUAUUCUCUUACCCCCCAACCUGUUAAUAAGUGACAGAGGCCGCAAUAGGUUGAAUUAUGUACCCCAGUUUAGACGCAUUUGUAAUCUUAAUCCGUAAUCUGUUGGGUAGGAAACCAUUGUAAAUUGGACCUUUUGAAGAUGUUAUUUUUUAGUUAAGGUGUGGUGAACUGAACCAGGAUCGGUCUUAAUACUGGAGGUUUUAUAAGGAGAAGGCCAAGGAAGAAGCUGGCAUUCAGCUGGAACUCAGAAGAGAAGAGGACGUUGCCAUGUGAUGGGAAAGCCAAGGAACUCCAAGGAUUGCCCCCCAGCCAUCACGGGAAUGCUGCAGUCUUUGGGGAGAAAGCGUGGCCUGACACCUUGAUUUUGGGACUUCUAGCUUCUGAACCCGUGAGCCAGUAAUUCCUAUUAAGACGACCCAUUGUGUGGUAUUUGUGAUAGCAGGUCUGACAAACUUCAAACAGGGCCUUAGAAGUAACAAUAGCCAAAAUGUUUAGAAGGAGAAAUCAGAGGACUAGAAAGGUAGUGCAUGUUACCUGAUUUGAACUGAAACAGAAUUCUGACGUGUUUGGUUGGUUAUCAGGAGGGAAGAAAGUAUGUAAUUAGGUUGUAUAAAAAUGUCACUUAUCCCAAUUUUAUUUUUGCUAAUUGUUGUGUACUGUUUGGGCAAAGAUAGAAAUAGAGGAGGAAAAUCCUGGUAUUCUUUAAUUCUGAUUUUUGCACAAGUUUUGGUGGAAAGUCACUCUCUAUAGCUGGUAAUUGAUUGCAUAAAGAUGUUACCCCAGAGAGAUGUCCUUUUCGGGGUUUUUUUCUUUUCAGUGUUUUUCUCGUGAGGCUGCCUUACCUCAACAGAUGUAGGAUAGCUUUGGAUAAGAAUGCGUGCAAGGAAGGAAAUGGAGAAACAAGAUAGAAAAUCGAGAUGAAACAAAAAGGAGGAUGCAGAUAUUCUUGGUUCAAGCCAAAGAAUGAACACAGCUGUCCAGUGUUUAGCUCUGGGAUUCUUAGCCAGAGAGGAAAGGGAGAGGUGAUGGGCUCUUUCUCAAUAUUAUAAAUGCAGAAGCAUAGAAGCCCUGUGGGAUCUCCAGGCUUUCCCAGGCACUGAAUUCUGAAGGGACUUUUUCCCCUGGGACUUUACAAAAUGUCACUCUCACUGCCUUGGAGUCUGAGUUCUAAAGAAUCCAGCUUUCUCCUCAAGCCCCACCAAGUAAUGUGGCACCUUCUGUCUGGCAAGCCUCAGAGGUCUGGCCUGGAGGAGUGAUCGCUCCUAAAGAACAAGGCCCCUGUUCCCCUUGGGUGGGUGGGCUUCUGGGGUGAUUAUGCAUCUGGGCCACCUUCCCUCAGCCCCUUGCAAAAUUGCAUUUAGCAUUAUACCCUUGGUCUUCGUAGAAAUAGAUGAUGAGGAACUGUCACAUGAAACUUUGUACUGCAUUUACAAGUCAUAACUUUUAAUAAACCCCAAAGGUCCAUUAUGUGGGGAAGUGGGAUGCUCAUAACCCAUGAGGAGGUUGCAAGGGCCAGCCAGGUUCAGUUCACCCUAUAUCCUCCUGACUGUAUCCUCCUGGGUAUGUCAAGGAUGUACAGUUAAGGAACUUAUAAUAAAUACUCGUGAUAAUG
Molecule: messenger RNA, 2938 nt
Organism: Choloepus didactylus (southern two-toed sloth)
Lineage: Eukaryota; Metazoa; Chordata; Mammalia; Pilosa; Megalonychidae
Gene: SIRT5
Product: sirtuin 5
Exons: 9
Coding region: 291-1223 (310 amino acids)
Molecular function (GO): protein-succinyllysine desuccinylase activity; NAD+ binding; protein-malonyllysine demalonylase activity
Source: RefSeq, a predicted model, not a curated record